AUGAAACUCCACCGGCCGCUGCACGUCUGCGCGUACCUGUUCGGCGUGUUUCCGGUGGCACGGACUCCUGGCCCGCCACCCCGACGUUUCCGGGUCCACUGGCCAGGCGUGGCGCUCAAGGCGUUCCACACGGCCCUCUACUGGCUGGUGUCGCUGGUCGUCAGCGUCGUGUCCAUCCGGAACCUGAAGAACUACCAGAAGUUGGCUAAGAAGCUGCUGGCCACCCGGGUGCUGGACAUCGAAGAGCUGUUCGUGUACAUGAUGUUCGCCGGGAUCGCGGCCACCGCCGUGUGCCAGGCCCACAUGCUGUGGCCGUCCGUCGUCCGUGCCACAAACGAGUGCUUCUUCGACCUGUGUCAGCUGAACCACGUCACCGGUGUCUGGCAGCACUUCUCUGCGUACGCCAUCGUGCUGUUCGUCGCCUACGAGUUCGCCAUGUACUUCGUCUUAAUCACGUACAAGUUCACGUUCCCUUCGGCCAAACUGAUCUGUUUAUUCCCGCCGCUGUCCAACAUCACGUGCGUCGUCGUCGAGCAGUUCUUUUACCUGAUGUGUGUGUCGCUGUAUCUUCGGCUACGGGUGCUACAUGACGACAUCGAGACGCUAGUGCACAAGGCUGAACACCCGCGGUGGAGAUGCUGGGCGUCUGUGGCCACGGGCGGUGGCGGUGGUAGACCAGCGGUCGGCCGGAUGGGGAUACCAGCGUUCAGCGCGUCCGAUAUACGCGACCUGCGGGCCGUGCACCGCGCGUGCAUGGAACUGUUCGCUCGCAUCAACCGUCUGUUCCAGUUGCCGCUGUCACUAUGCAUGUUCGACUGCGUGUUCCGCAUCAUCGUAUAUAUGUACGGCAUCGCGUUCGACGUGACCAUCGUCAUAUGGGAGAAGAAGAAGCACGUAAACUACGCGAACACCGCCAUGUGGUCGGGUUACUGCGUCAUUCGGAUCAUCCGGCUAUGGUACCUGUACCUGUGCGAACAUUAUGUGACCAAAAAGAUUUUACCAAUUCGUUUGUCACUUAGCUGGCUUUCAUUGGUUCUAAAUCCCGUUACAAGCCGGAGACUGAUGCCCGAGAUAAUUCUAUUUCAACAUCAACUUGAUACCAUCAAGUCCAAGUUUGAAUUAUUUGGCGUUUUAAACAUCAAUAUGACGUUAUUUUAUGCUGGAUUUGGCACUACACUGGCGUAUUUAGCGCUUUUACUACAGUUCUUUGCUUUUAAUCAGAUUUCAAUGGCAUCCAUUUCCACAAGCAAUGCAACAAACGCUGACAAAUAA
Molecule: messenger RNA, 1272 nt
Organism: Macrosiphum euphorbiae (potato aphid)
Lineage: Eukaryota; Metazoa; Arthropoda; Insecta; Hemiptera; Aphididae
Source: the annotation of a GenBank genome assembly